UCACGUAAUCAUAUUUCUUAUGCUUAUGUCACAAAUGGUACCAAAUUUUUCAUCCAUUAAACCGGUUAUUCCACAACUUGCUAGUUUCGAAUCGUGGCCCCAUCUCGGAAUCGCUUCGUUCUGUUUUUAUUGUUCUUCAGCAAGACACCGGGCGGGCCACGAGCAGAAUCCACGCUUCGACGGUGCGUCCAACGGGCCCUCCAAUGAGAUACUGCCGAUCUGAGCGGCUAAGCUUUGAUUCAUGCUUGCUUGCUGCUUGACUGCCUGUGCCUGCUCGCCGAUUCAGCGAAAUGAGUGAAACGUACUGCUAAUGUCUUACAGUGGAGGUUAUAGUGUAACACUCGGGAGCCAGUAAGUUCACAAUAUGCAGUGAAAUCAUGCAGCCUUGAAGCUGAAAUAAGUGCAUCCGAUAAGCAGCAUGGAACACACUGGACCAUACGGUUGGUGUAUUCUCGAGAGAGGCUUGUUCGGCUUGGUGGAUAGCAAAGGGCUGGCUACAAGAAUCGUCGUUCCAUCCACCCCACAUUACAAGGCAGUAGAGGCUUACCUAAAGCAAACAAAAGCGGAGUAUUUCACUCACGAUAUUGCAGCUACAAAACCAUUCAAAGUUGUACUGCGUGGUUUACCGGAAUUGGAACUGGACGAGUUAAAAACGGAGCUAGUCGCUUGCGGCCUAGAAGUGGAAGCAGUAUACAAAAUGAUAAGACACAACAAAGCCAUCGAGUAUCGUGAUCAGUUAUACCUGAUCCACCUGGGGUCAACUACUCUAAGCACAGUGAAAACAAUCACCGCCCUAUUCAACAUCAUCGUGCAAUGGGAGCGAUACAAACCGAUUCAUCGCGAUGUCACACAGUGUUCCAACUGCUUGAACUAUGGACAUGGCACAAAGAAUUGCCAUAUCGCUGCAUGAAAUGUGCAGGUCCGCAUCGAACAGAGGAUUGUCUUGUUGAGGAAGCCGAACAAAUCAAGUGUCUUAACUGUGACAAAGAGCAUGCUACGAACAGCCGUUCCUGUCCAAAACGACCAGAAUUUAUCAAAAUUCGAAGUGAAAUUGCCAAUCGCCAGCGACCGUCGAAUAGAAAAAGUGUACAACCUAGCGUUACACCAACCCCGCCAGCGGCUUCAAGUACGUUGCCGUUACCACCUCCUCCAACUGGUGGUAUUCCUAGCCGGGGCCUCCCCGGAUUUUUGAGUUAUGCACAGGCUACCAGCAUGCCCCCAGCAAGUAGUAAUUUGUACUCGAUGGAACAGCUAGCUACGCUUCUUCUUAAACUCGAUCAGCAAACAAAGGCUUGUCGCACCAACCAGGGACAGAUUGCGGUCAUGAUGACUUUUUACUACCGUCAUGCAUCCAUUCUUUCGAAUCCUUAACUGGAAUGCCCGCUCUGUGGCCAACAAGAAGUUAGAACUUCUACAUUUUCUGAACAUACACCACAUCGAUGUCGCUGCAAUAACCGAAACACAUUUGAAGCCGAACAUAAACUUCUGCCUGCCGGAGCACUCGAUAGUCAGACUGGAUCGCACAACCUCAGCUGGGGGCGGGGUUGCAAUUGCCAUAAGGAGAGAACUACCAUACAAAUCACCACCGAGUUUCAACACAACCUUUGUCGAAGCUGUAGGAAUCGAAAUUACCACCACUGAUUUUUAUUGCGGUCUAUUGUCCGAAGCAGUCUCGACGGGCAAAUGGAACCACGGUGAAAUUGAAGAACGAAAUUCAAAAGCUGUCUAGAAGAGGAGGCAAUUUCGUCAUCACAGGGGAUCUCAACGCUCGCCACUUCGCUUGGGGUGACUCCAGGUGCAACUCAAAUGGUAACAUCAUUGUAGAAGAUACCGAAGCUGGAUAUUAAUAUCCCGCUCAUCCGGAAUUGCCAACUUACAUCUCCCCUGCUGGUGUAGGCUCCAAGCUUGACAUUUUUCUGACCAAAAUCACCGAUCGAUUUUCGAUUCCGAAAACCAUAA
Messenger RNA from Wyeomyia smithii (pitcher-plant mosquito), 1959 nucleotides. RefSeq lists its product as uncharacterized. The record is from RefSeq and is a predicted model, not a curated record. Bases 419 to 910 code for a protein of 163 amino acids. The transcript is spliced from 2 exons. NCBI's taxonomy places the organism in Eukaryota, Metazoa, Arthropoda, Insecta, Diptera, Culicidae.